This is a messenger RNA of Petromyzon marinus (sea lamprey), 1098 nucleotides long. RefSeq lists its product as uncharacterized. The record is from RefSeq and is a predicted model, not a curated record. Gene Ontology annotation, molecular function: hormone activity. NCBI's taxonomy places the organism in Eukaryota, Metazoa, Chordata, Hyperoartia, Petromyzontiformes, Petromyzontidae. Gene Ontology annotation, cellular component: extracellular region.
CCCCUCCACGCCCCAGCGUCUCUCGGUAUAAAUAUCCCGCGGCGUGAUGCGGGAUAGAGACAGAGAGAUCGGGCUGCCCUGGGGCAAGCGGAAGAAGGAAGCACCCAAGCCGAGCCCAGCCAUCAGCCCUGCUGUAUCACUCCGGCAACAGCAGCAACAGCCGCAGCAACCGCAGCAGCCGCAGAAUCCGCAGCCACCGUCCCCGCUCACGAUGUCUCCGCGCCACGCGUCGCUCCUCCUCGCCUGCCUCGUCCUCUCGGCUCGGCUCAGCGGCUCCAGAGCCGCGCCUCCCAGGCUCAUCCUGGAGCAGGGAGGCCCGCCGGGUGUGGCGGGCAGGCUGCUGGGCGCGCUGGUGAGCGGCUACCUUCGUCCCGCCGGCGACGGCAGAGGGCAGCAGCAGCAGCGAGAUGACGAGGAGGAGGGGGCGCAGUGGGAGUCGGAGCCCCUGGGAUGGGAUGGCAGCCCCGAGCGGGACCUCGCGGUGUCCAAGCGCUGCGCGGGCCUCAGCACGUGCAUCCUGGCGGACCUCACGGACAAACUCCAUCGGCUCAGCGGCACGCGCACCAACGUGGGCGUCGGGACGCCUGGCCGAAAGCGACGCGCGGCCCCCUCCUCCUCCUCCUCCUCCCCCGCAGGGAUCUCUCGGGGAGGCUCUCAAGGCCCGGGGGAGAUCUCCUCCCCCUCCUUCUCGUCCUCCUCCAGCCUCAAGCCAGGGUCGCUCCCACCGCGUGCGGUCUGAACCUGGGGCGGCGGCGGUUGCUGCUGAAGUCGUUUGCGUUCCAUGCCUCCUUCUUCCCGUCUCUCUCUCUCUCUCUCUGUUGUUAAAUACCUGCGACUGUAUUCUAUCUGCGCCCCCACCCACCCAUCCACCAACACAACCCUAGCCGCCCCCCACCCCGCCACCCGCCACGAGUUCGUGUCCCCGAUGGGAGUGUGCGCGUGUGAGAGAUGCAGCAGGCGCGUGGGGUCUUCAUCAUCCACGCGCGUGUCCGGGCGCGUGGAUGAGAGCACGGAGACACGAGUGCUCACCGAGCCGUGACGAGCGCGUGUUUGUGUGUGUCUGUGUGUGUCUGUGUUUGUGUGUGUCUGUGUGUGUCU